AUGCUUGAUGAUUAUGCUCUAUUUUCUGUCGUUACCGUCGUGGAUCAUGCUGAUUACGUGUAUGUGUAUGCUGGCGUUUUAGGCAGGUGGUGCCUGUUGGGAUGGUACAAUAUCGCCGAUGACUACAACUUUGACAAGAUUCGCGCCAUCUCGGUCAAGUAGAAGCUCAAUGUUUUUUGGUGAAUGGAUUAGAGUCAAUUUCUCGUGUACAUAUCAACGCUAGAUCAGUUUUUUAAACUCAUUUUAACUCAUA
This is a messenger RNA of Chondrus crispus (carragheen), 253 nucleotides long. RefSeq lists its product as hypothetical. Bases 1 to 162 code for a protein of 53 amino acids. NCBI's taxonomy places the organism in Eukaryota, Rhodophyta, Florideophyceae, Gigartinales, Gigartinaceae. The record is from RefSeq and is a predicted model, not a curated record. The transcript is spliced from 2 exons.